CGGCGGCGGGGGGCCGGGCUCGGGGCGAAGCAUGGUGGACAGCGUCUACCGGACCCGCUCCCUGGGGGUGGCGGCCGAGGGGCUGCCCGACCAGUACGCGGACGGGGAGGCGGCCCGGGUGUGGCAGCUGUACAUCGGGGACACCCGCAGCCGCACGGCCGAGUACAAGGCCUGGCUGCUCGCCCUGCUGCGCCAACACGACUGCCGCCGAGUCCUCGACGUGGCCUGCGGCACCGGCGUGGACUCCAUCAUGCUGGUGGAGGAGGGCUUCACCGUGACCAGCGUGGAUGCCAGCGACAAGAUGUUGAAGUACGCCCUGAAGGAGCGCUGGAACCGGCGGCACGAGCCUGCCUUUGACAAGUGGGUCAUCGAGGAGGCCAACUGGCUGACGCUGGACAAGGAUGUGCCACGGCCCGGUGCUGGCUUUGAUGCCGUCAUUUGCCUGGGCAACAGCUUUGCCCACCUGCCCGACAUUAAAGGGGACCAGAGCGAUCACAAGCGGGCGCUGCAGAACAUCGCGGGCAUGGUGCGGCCUGGGGGGGUCAUGGUGAUCGAUCACAGGAACUAUGACCACAUUCUCAGCACCGGUUGUGCCCCCCCCGGAAAGAACAUCUACUACAAGAGUGACUUGACCAAAGACAUCACCACGUCGGUGCUGCUGGUGAACAACGCCGCUCACAUGGUGACUCUGGACUACACGGUGCAGGUGCCCGGGGCUGGGCACGACGGCAGCCCGGGCAUGAGUUCUGCCCUCCCGCAUGUGGCUACAGCGAGGGGCUGCCCUGCCCCUGACACCAGGCCUUCCUCCCCACCGCAGCAAGUUCCGCCUGUCAUACUACCCGCACCGCCUGGUGCCCUUCACGGAGCUGCUCCGCGAGGCUUUUGGCGGCAAGUGCCAGCACAGCGUCCUGGGUGACUUCAAACCUUACCAGCCGGGCCAGGACCACACGCCCUGCUACUUCAUUCACGUGCUGAAGAGGACCAACUGAGACCCCGGCCCCACCCGUCCCGUCCUAGAGAGUGAAGGCGUGGGGGCGGAGGGUGAAUCUUGGCUCCGCUACGGGCUCACUUCUGUCAGCUCCCGUUUCAGGAAAUUUGAUGCUCCCAGCCUCA
This is a messenger RNA of Ornithorhynchus anatinus (platypus), 1113 nucleotides long. RefSeq names its product glycine N-methyltransferase (gene GNMT). The coding region runs from base 32 to 916 and encodes 294 amino acids. The transcript is spliced from 6 exons. The record is from RefSeq and is a predicted model, not a curated record. Gene Ontology annotation, cellular component: cytosol. Gene Ontology annotation, molecular function: glycine binding; glycine N-methyltransferase activity; S-adenosyl-L-methionine binding. NCBI's taxonomy places the organism in Eukaryota, Metazoa, Chordata, Mammalia, Monotremata, Ornithorhynchidae. Gene Ontology annotation, biological process: regulation of gluconeogenesis; S-adenosylmethionine metabolic process; one-carbon metabolic process.